Molecule: messenger RNA, 1314 nt
Organism: Aureobasidium musti
Lineage: Eukaryota; Fungi; Ascomycota; Dothideomycetes; Dothideales; Saccotheciaceae
Source: the annotation of a GenBank genome assembly
AUGGCGAAGAGAAUCCCUAUUCCCAAGAAUGGCGUCGACUACCGCGGCAAAGUGGUCCUCGCGCCCAUGGUUCGCAGCGGCGAAUGUCCCUCGCGACUGAUGGCCUUGAAGUACGGUGCUGAUCUCGUAUGGGGUCCUGAGACCAUCGACAAGGCACUCAUCGGCACAACUCGUCGCGUCAAUACCGUCACGAAUACCAUCGACUUCACCCGCCUCUCCUCCAACGGCUCCAAGAACCCAGACUUGAACCCUUCGCAGCGCGAAAGCAUCAUCUACAGACUAUACCCUUCUCGCGAAGGUCGUCAGCUCAUUCACCAAAUUGGCACCUCUGACCCGGAAAGAGCUGUUGCGGCUGCGAAAUUGAUUGCAGGAGACGUGGCUGGCAUCGACGUUAACGCAGGAUGCCCGAAGCCAUUCAGCACUCUCGGAGGUAUGGGUGCUGCGCUACUCAAGACACCGGAUAAGCUGGUCGCAAUCCUCGAGGCACUGGUCAAGGAAGUAGGAGGACCCUUUGAAAUUGGCAUCAGCGUCAAGAUCCGCAUGCUGGAGAACCCCGAGGACACAGCAGCAUUGGUGCGCAAACUGGUCGCCACUGGAAUCACUGGUCUUACGCUGCACUGCCGUACAACACCUAUGCGACCACGCGAAAGCGCUAUUCGUGAUCAACUGCGCAUGGUUGGAGAAAUUUGCCAUGAAGCAGGCGUCGCAUGUUUGAUGAAUGGCGAUGUGACAAGCAGAGAUGAAGCACUUGAAUUAGCAGAGGAAUAUGGCGUAGAUGGUGCCAUGAUUGCGACAGCCGCCGAGGCAAACCCCUCAUGCUUCCGCGCCGAGAAGGAUGGUGGUAUCGCACCUUGGGACCAGGUGGUCAAGGAAUACGUCAAAACCGCCAUGGACGUCGAGAACAGAUGGGGCAAUACAAAGUACCUACUCGGGCAGAUGAUACCUGGCAAAGCGAAGGAAUAUCGCCCCAUGAACCAAGCCAAGAGUUACAGCGAUAUUGUUGAGAUCAUGGGAUAUGAAGAAUUCAAGGACCAGGCUCGUGAAGUGGAUGAGAAGCUCGAGAUCAGCUUCGGCAAGAAGGAGACUAGGUCAGAGAGAAAGCAAAGAGGCAACCAGGCAAAGAAAGAGAGAAAAGCAGAAGCAAAGGCUGCGGAAGAAGCACAGUCGCUGAAGCGCAAAGCAGACGAUGCCGAGCUCAGUGUGCCACCCGAUGCUAAACGCCAGGCAGACGAUGCUGAGCCUAGCAUGCCAUUGGACAUUUCACGAUCCGAAGCGCCUGGAUCGGUGACUACUGAGCAGGUCCUCGCAGUAUGA